Molecule: messenger RNA, 4628 nt
Organism: Cucumis sativus (cucumber)
Lineage: Eukaryota; Viridiplantae; Streptophyta; Magnoliopsida; Cucurbitales; Cucurbitaceae
Product: DNA ligase 6
Exons: 3
Coding region: 228-2876 (882 amino acids)
Biological process (GO): double-strand break repair via nonhomologous end joining; interstrand cross-link repair; DNA recombination
Molecular function (GO): 5'-3' DNA exonuclease activity; damaged DNA binding; DNA ligase (ATP) activity
Source: RefSeq, a predicted model, not a curated record
GGAAGAAGCGAAAGCGAGGAGUAAAAAGUAAGAUCUACGUUUGCUCCUCAAUCCAUGGAACACGUUAAUGAGUUAACUCAAUAAUUCCAUAACACGGUGAAAAACCAAAUUUCAUUUGAGUUAUAAUUUGUGCCCAUACGUGGGGCCAUCGCAGCGGAAAUCCAUAAAAGUCGAAACCGCAACGGUUCUUUCCUUAUUUUCGCGCACUCAGCUAAUGCCUUCCGUUAAUGGCUUCCGAAUCUUCCACACCUAAACCCCUAGCAAUCGACUCUUCCCUCUGCUUCGUCACUGCUAUCGAAUCGUUUUCGCGGCAACUGAGUUUAUCUCUUCCUCCGUUGAAACUUCCAUUCCGACCCCCUCCUUUUCCCUCCGAUUUCCCCCAAUCCAAACUCAUCCCAAAAUCCCGUUUCGUGGUCGACGCAUUUGCCCACGCCGGCGAUUACUCUCUUUCAUAUUUCCUUUCUCAUUUUCAUUCCGAUCACUAUGGUGGUCUCUCCCCUACCUGGUGCAAGGGUAUUAUCUUCUGCUCCCACCUUACUGCUCGCCUUUUGCUCGAAGUUCUCAAAGUCCCUCUGCCAUUCGUCUACCCAUUGCCGCUUCGGGAGCCUACAACAAUAGAUGGCUGUGAGGUAAUACUAGUUGAUGCCAAUCAUUGUCCUGGUGCAGUCCAGUUCUUGUUUAAGAUUCCUUGUGGGGAUGGGAAGUUUGAGAGAUAUGUUCAUACUGGGGAUUUUCGGUUUUUUGAUUCUAUGAGAGUCGACCCUGUUUUGGAAAUGUUUAUUGGCUCGGAUGCGGUUUUCUUGGAUACUACGUACUGUCAUCCGAAGUUUAUUUUUCCUUCCCAGGAGGAGUCUAUUGAAUAUAUAGUUAACAUCAUACAAAAAAUUGGAGGUGCAAGUAAGGGUUCUAUGGGGAACGUUCUUUUUCUAGUCGCAACUUAUGUGAUUGGAAAGGAAAAAAUUUUGCUUCAAAUUGCGAGUCGAUGUAAUCGUAAGAUAAUGGUGGAUGCUAAGAAAAUGACAGUCUUACGUGUUUUGGGAUAUGGUGAGAGCGGGGUGUUUACCGAGCAUGAAAGUGAAAGUGAUGUUCAUGUUGUUGGAUGGAAUGUGUUGGGUCAAACGUGGCCUUUUUUUAGGCCUAAUUUUGUUAGAAUGAAGGAUAUAAUGGUGGAAAAGGGUUAUUCGAAAGUCGUUGGUUUUGUUCCAACAGGGUGGACUUAUGAGUUUAAACACAACAAGUUCUCCGUAAGGUCCAAGGAUUCACUAGAGAUACAUCUGGUGCCAUAUAGUGAACACUCAAACUACAAUGAACUUAGUGAAUAUGUGAAGUUUUUGAGACCUAAAAGAGUUGUUCCCACUGUGGGUUUGGAUGUUGAUAAACUUGAUAGCAAGCAUGCUGAUAAAAUUAAAAAGCACUUUGCUGGUUUAGUUGAUGAAAUGGCCAACAGAAAAGAAUUCUUAAAAGGGUUUCAACGUGGAUCUGGUGAAAUGAGUGAUGAUGUUGAUGAAAAUGCCACAAAGGCUGAAACUGAGUUCCUGGAGUUCAAAGAAAAGGAAAUUUCAUCGUGUAUGAAGAUAAGUGUCAAAACCGAAGCAUCCAGUAGUGGUAUGGGUUUGUCUUCUCUGCAAGAAGUUGGUUCUACCGAUCUAUUUGAGUCAAAUGAUGGGGAACAACAGAAGAUUAUCCAGGAACUUCGUGAGUGCUUGCCUGCAUGGGUCACUCAGGAUCAGAUAUUAGAUCUGAUUAGCAGCUCUGGGAGAAAUGUUGUUGAUGCAGUUUCUAAUUUUUAUGAACGAGAAACUGAAUUUUAUGAACACAUUUCAACUCUAACGGAUAUCUGUCCCAAGUACCCAAGUAAAGUAUCAGAUAGCCCGUUUAUUUUUCCUGCAACAGAUAAUAAAAAGGUGGUCGUUUUGGGAGAAAUUGACAUUUCUUCAGGCCAUGCUUCAAAGUCAUCCAGUCCAAGGGGGACGGCCAAAACUAAAACUUCUCCUGCUAAAAGGAAGAGAAACAUUCAAGAUAAGCCCAAAAAUAAGUCGAGAAAGAAUUUAAUUCUGCAAUCUGAUGGGUCUAAGCAAUCUACAAUCACAAAGUUCUUCAGGAAAACUCCACAUUUUUCAGAUUGUCCUAAAAUGGAAUCUAUAGAAGAGCAAAAUUGUCAAGAUCAAAGUUCUCCAAACGGUAUUACCGAAUAUGUAAACAAGAUUGACAAGUUUAUUCAAAUAAUAAAUGGUGACGAAUCAUUAAAAACACUUGUUGCAUCAUUAUUGGUAAAGACAAACGGAGACAUGAAUAUGGCACUUGAUUUGUAUUAUACUAAUCAUCAGGAGAGACUUGGUCAAAAUGAAAAGGGUCACAUCUUCAGCGCGAACCCAAUCCAAACUGAAAGCAAUUCGGAUGAAUGCUUAUCUACUCAGAAGAAAAACAUGCUAGAAAAUAUUGGACUUGAGACUGAUUUGUCUAAGAAGAUAAAUGAAACUUUUGUAUCCCUUCCACCUGAAGAUUAUGAUCCAGUCAAGCAUGCCUGUUGGCGGUAUGGACAGCCUGCCCCAUAUAUACAUCUUGUACGUACUUUUGAUCUGCUUGAAGAGGAAAAAGGGAAGAUAAAAGCUACAUCUAUGCUUUGCAAUAUGUUUAGAAGUUUAUUGGUUUUGUCUUCUGAGGAUGUGCUGCCUGCAGUGUAUUUAUGCACUAACAAAAUUGCUGCUGACCAUGAAAACAUGGUUUUGUUACUUAACUUUAUUCUCUAUAAAUUAUGUUUCAAUAAUAUAAAAUUUACCUUGUGUUUUUGGAUGAGUGUUCUUUUACCUGAUGAAAGUUAUGCACGGAAGUUGUUACCUUUUAUCAUUAAUUGUUUUUCUCCCCAUUCAUUUUAAUGUAAUUUCAGUUAUUGGAGAUUGUGUGUUCGAAGAUAAAGAAAGGAAAAAAGAGUUAUGGGGAUUAAGAUGUGAAGUUUUCAGAGGAAAAUAUUCCUCGAUGAUGUGGACUAAGAUUAUUUUAUAUUAUUUUAUUUUUAAUCUUUUGAAGCAAUAAACUAGGAUUUUCUUGAGAGUGUUCUUGAUGGAAGUUCUUUUUUCCUGUUUCUUUUUCUUCCUUUUCUUCUUUUUUUCUUUUUUUUUUUUAUUUGUGGGAAGAGGGAUGGCUGAGGUGAAGGGUUUUGUCUUAAAGAUCUUCUGAAGAGGGAUGUACAGGGAUCUAAUGGUGUUUGGUCUCUUGUUAGGUUUGUUGUUUAGCUUUGGACGUUUGUAUGAAGGCUUUUUAUGAAAAUAUAUGAUAGGUUGUAUUUUACUAGAUUGGAGCCCUUCUUCUUUAGUUUGGAUUCCUUUGGUCCCCGGUUUUUUGUGGAUUCUCUUGUGUUCUUUUUGUUUCUUCUUGCUGAAAGUUGAUUUAUUAUAUAAAAACAAAUUUUAAUGUUUUCACAAGGAUAAGAAUUAAGAUUAGAGCAAACAAAGAGGGAUGGGACUAGGUAAUCUUUCUUUGUUAUUUAUAAUAAUUAUUCUUUUACAUUAGAAAGUAAUUUGAAGGUAACAUGUAUAAUCCACAUUUUUAUUGUACAAGGAUCAAAAAGAGGGAAAAGGAGAAGUAUCGUUAAUGUAUUUUCUAUUUUUCUCAAAUUCUACAAGUGAUAUGAGUUCUUUCAGGGAGGGGCUUCUCGCCACUCUUUUCUAGACUGUUCUUUUUUUUAUUAAUACAAAGGUAUUUCUUAUCAGAAAAGGAAAAUGUGCAUCUCUCUCUCUCAUUCAUGUCUUCGAAUAUUUGAAACUGAUUUAAUUUUUCUUUAUAAUAUUUUUUUUUCCCCAGUCUCAGAAUUAGAUUGAUGCAUCGGAAUAAUAGUCGUCUUUUGGAAACAAAUUCCUUAAGGAUGUUUUAUUGGCAUGUUUACAGCAUUUUUGGGCUUAUGCAAUUUGUAGAUGUUGCUUCAUAAUUAAUCUGUGGCUUCGUUUUGUUCAUAAAAUGAGAUUCCCAGCAUGCCCUGUUUCUUAUAUAUGGAUGAAUAUUAUUGGGAAUUUGAGUAUCUAGUUGAGUGUUCGUGGUCCCGUGGAAUGUUACUUUUUAAGAAGGUAAUUUCUCUCUCCUCUUUCCUCUCUUCUCUCUCCUCCUUCCUCCCCUGCCUUCUCGGCUCUUCCCCUCUUUCUGGUAGCUCCACAAAGACUGCAAUUUUGCUCUGAUCAGACUUCACUUUGGACUUUUCUGCAUUAGAAACAGAAACAGAUGGAAGUAAAAAGUUGCAGGAUGGACAAGUUGUAUUUUUGCAUUUGGCACGAAGAUGGGAUUUUUCAAGUAGAAGAUAUUGGCGCAGGUUUAAACAAAUCUAUUUCCAAAUCCCAGUUUAUUUGGUUCAUUGAAGCCAUCUCAGCUUUGCAUCGAUGAUCAGAGGACUCUACUUUUACAAGAAAGAAAAAUUAGAAAAUGGGACGGUGGAAGUUUCCAAGUUCAGAUAAAAAUGGUUGGGUGCUGAGGUGCAAUGUAUGGCAUUGUAAUGGCGGAAGAUCAAAUUAGAAGCCUUUUCGGUCAAGGUCGUGUAGAACAUGAGAUUCUGGACCCAGAAUCCCUGUUCGUAACCAUAGAUGGAAUAGCUUAAACAAACAAAAAAAGGAGUAAUUUUAAAAAGGGAACAUUUUCUUCUA